Messenger RNA from Linum tenue, 1566 nucleotides. NCBI's taxonomy places the organism in Eukaryota, Viridiplantae, Streptophyta, Magnoliopsida, Malpighiales, Linaceae. The record is from the annotation of a GenBank genome assembly.
AUGCGCCGCCACGGUUCCGACGAUGACAAGUUCGCCGAACUCAUCUACAUCAGCGGCGACGACGAACUAAACGCCUCAGAAUCCGACGAUCAGGCCGAAUUCGACAGCGACAAUGCCGUAGACGAUCUCCUUGACGAGCCCGAAACCGGUCUGCCGCCACAGUUGUCUUACUCCGUCUUGAAAGAAUCCGAAAUCCGCCGCCGCAUCGACGAAGACGCCAGCCAUCUCUCCGCCAUGCUCUGCCUCCCGAAAUCCGAAACAACCCUAAUCCUCCGCCACUUCAAUUGGGACACGAGCAAGGUCUCCGACUCGUGGUUCGCCGACGAAUUCGAAGUCCGCCGCCAGGUCGGUCUCCCGACGGCACCUCAAAAGGUAACCCUCCCUCCUCCGUCCGAUCGCUGCAGUCUCACCUGCACGAUCUGUUUCGAAAAGCACCGUCUCACCUCCUUCCACUCCGCGGACUGCGGCCACCGCUUCUGCCGCUGGUGCUGGCGAAAAUACAUAAAGCAGUGCGUCGUCGACGGCCCCCGCUGCCUGCAAUUGAGAUGCCCUGAGCCUUCCUGCAAAAUUCUCGUAGGUGACGAUCUAAUCGACCAAAUUGCCGACGAGAAGGUGCGGAAAAGUUAUUCAAAUUUUGCCCUUAGGUCUUAUGUAGAGAACAGCAGUAAAAGGAAAUGGUGUCCUGCCCCCAAUUGCGAAUACGCCGUGGAAUUUAAUUCAAUUGGGGAAGGAGACUACGAUGUUUCCUGCCUCUGCUCGCACAACUUCUGCUGGAACUGCGCCGAGGACAAGCACUCGCCCGUGGACUGCGAGACAGUGAAGAACUGGUCACUGAAGAACGCGGCCGACUCGCAGAAUGAGUUGUGGAAGAAGGUGAACACGAAGCCAUGCCCGAAAUGCAGCAGAUCAAUCGAGAAGAACGCUGGGUGUAUGCACAUGAGAUGUGCAGCUCCAUGCCGGCACGAAUUCUGCUGGGUGUGCCUGGAAUCAUGGGUUGGCCACUCGUAUUCGUGCAAUAAGUACAAGGAAGAUGGUGAUCCUGCUGUAUUGAAGUCAUUGGGGGAAGAAUUGAAGAGGUACCAGCACUACUACGAACGGUGGGCAGCAAACGAGAAAUCGAGGCAGAUUGCGGUGAGAGAUUUGAAGGAUGUGAGGGAGAAUGUGGUUUUGAAGAUUGGGAGUAUUCACGGUGAGAAUCCGAUCCAGCUGGUGUUCUUGACUGAAGCUUGGGAGCAGAUUGUGGAGUGUAGAAGGGUUCUGAAGUGGACUUUUGCCUACGGCUACUACUUGCCCACUGGAGAAGCCGCAAAGAAGCAGUUCUUCGAGUACUUGCAAGGGCAGGCCGACACUUGUUUGGAGAGGCUUCAUGAUUGUGCAGAGAAGGAAAUGAGGAAGUUUGUGGCCCAAGAAAGCUGCACGAAAGAGUACCGUGCCUUUCAGGUGAAGCUGAUUGAUUUGACGAAGCUGUGCAGGACUUACUUCGAGAAUUUGGUUCGAGCGCUGGAGAAUGGGUUGUCUGAUGUCGAGACCGGUAUGAAUGCAAAGAGACAGAAGAUGAAGAAUUGA